UCACAUAUAGUCGGAUAAAUUAGAAAAGAAGUGAAACAUUGCGGCUUAUGCUUGAGUCGCUUAGGGCUUCCUUGAUAUUGUUUUUCCACAGUUGUAUCUUGCCGUCACCGUUUUUGUUAAUCUGCAAAGCUCAUGAUUUUCCUCUCAUCUCUUAACCUUCCAUGUCGUUCAAUGUUUCAAAAAUCGCAUCCUCACCAUCGGCUUCACUCUCAACACCGGAAUCAGGAGGAUUGAGAAUCCGUCUUUCUCAGUCGCCGGCUUCGUUGACCUCGAUUCCCUAGGGUUUCUCGAUUACGAAGAGGCGUCGUCUGCGAAGCUCAGGAAACUACUACUGAUUGUACGUUCUCUCUCUCUCUCUCUCUCUGUUAAUAUCACUUGGUCGAUUCGGUUUCAAUUAAUCUUCUAUAUCAAGAGAGAUCCUUCGAAAAUGUCUGAUUCUUUGAUCAAAGAAACCAAUAAAUUGUUCAGUAAACAUAUGUACAUAACUAAUCUUUUGUCUUGUCUUGUCUUGUCUUAUCUCUUUCUUCUAGAUAUUUGCUUGUAACAAAAUGCGAGGCUGUUGUUUCUGCACUUGACUCAUAGAUUAAAUUUGAGCUUAAAGCUUUUACAGGCAUAAUGUUGAAACCAAAGCAGGAGUUUUUCGCUAAGUCAGUUUCACAGAUUAUCAAUGAGCAGAGAGGAAUUUUUUUUUGUAGUGCUGCGCCAGGUGCAAGAAUGGCUAUGACCAGGAGGGUGCAUCCGCUUUUGUCCUUGAACGCUUACCAAGGAAGUUGGACCAUUAAAGUCCGUGUUACAAACAAAGGUGUGCUGAGAACUUACAAAAAUGCUAGGGGAGAAGGGUGUGUCUUCAAUGUGGAACUAACUGAUGAGGAAGGAACAGAGAUUCAGGAAACGAUGUUUAACGCAGCUGCAAGGAAGUCUUAUGACACAUUCCAGAAAGGAAAGGUCUAUUACAUAUCGAGGGGAUCACUUAAGCUUGCUAACAAGCAAUUCAAGACGGUUCAUAAUGAUUAUGAGAUGACUCUGAAUGAGUAUGAAGCUGGGAGCGAAGAAAUGUUUAUCACUGAAACAAAAUUCAACUUUGUACCCAUUGACGAGUUGUUGGUAAGAGAUAAUUAGUCACUUGAAUGGUGAUUAUUUCAUUUUCAGAUGUCAUCGGUGUUGUCCAAAGUGUUUCUCCUACCAUGAGCAUUAGAAGAAAGAGUGACAAUGAGAUGAUCCCAAAGAGGGAUAUAACUUUAGUUGAUGAGGUAAAGAGUCUCUUUGGAACGAUGUAGCAACUGACUUUGGACAACAACUUCUAGACAUGGCUGAUAAGUGUCUGUCAUUGCGAACAAGUCUCUUAAAGUUGGAGAUUUCAAGGUGUUUCAUUAUCCACUAUCAAAAGCUGCAAAGUUGAAAUCUUGGUAUGAUUCUGAAGGUAUAGAGACAUAUAUGUCUGCUAUUGUCUCUGGGAUGAGCCCCUCUGCGAACAAAGGAUCAAGGUCCAUGUAUUCUGACAGAGUCUGUCUCUCUCACUUCACAACCAACCCCUCUUUAGGCGAGGAAUUGGUACUUCUAACACUUCUACUUAUUAAUAUCUAAGGAGGAAGAAAAGUUGGUUUAUGUGAGCCUGUUUUCUUCAGUACUAGAGCUUACAUAAGCUUCAUCAAGCCAGACCAGGAAGGUGAAGCGAAUGAGUUUCAGACAAAACUGAAAGAAGCUACGUGGUCGUCUCAUCUCUUCCAUGUUAGUGUUUCUCAACAAGAGUAUAACAUCGAGAAGAGACAGAGGAUAACUGUAAGACGUGUUUCUCCGAUUGAUUUUGCUGCUAAAACAAGAUUAUUGCUCCAAGACGUUUCCAAGAACAAGAAGACAUCGCAAUAGUUCUUGACAUAGUUAAUCUAGAGCUUUGCUAAACUGAAGUCCCAAGCUUUGUAUUAUACAAUUUUUUAUGCAGUCAAUUAAUUUGGUUUUGUAUGUCAUUAAAAUGUUGAUUCAAGUUGAAGUUUUCCUACUGAAGAACAUGAAAUUUUCCAAGA
Molecule: messenger RNA, 2021 nt
Organism: Brassica napus (rape)
Lineage: Eukaryota; Viridiplantae; Streptophyta; Magnoliopsida; Brassicales; Brassicaceae
Product: replication protein A 70 kDa DNA-binding subunit B-like
Exons: 4
Coding region: 616-1119 (167 amino acids)
Molecular function (GO): nucleic acid binding
Source: RefSeq, a predicted model, not a curated record